Messenger RNA from Austrofundulus limnaeus, 2310 nucleotides. The record is from RefSeq and is a predicted model, not a curated record. NCBI's taxonomy places the organism in Eukaryota, Metazoa, Chordata, Actinopteri, Cyprinodontiformes, Rivulidae.
AUGAGUUUAUCUGAAGGAGCUGGUGUGUUACCAGAUGGUCCUCUGAGUGCAUCUGUUGGAGGGACGGUGAUGUUCAGGACAGAUAUAACAGAAACAUUUCUGGCUGUGAGCUGGAMUUUUGGUGACAGWCMUGAGMCUAUAAUAACUUCAKYGCCUGGUGRAAACACAACAGGCCCAGAGUAUGAAGGCAGAAUCACCCUGUUCAUAUUAACUGGAUCUCUGGAGCUCAGAAAUCUGAAACUCAAUGACAGUGGAGUGUACAGAGUUGCUGUUACACCAGCAGAUGGCCACGAAAAAGCAGGAGAAACACGGCUGAACAUCUAUGCACCAGUCUCUAAUACAAAAGUAACUCCACCAACUGCAGACCUGGUUGAGUUCAACAGUUCUGCUCGUUUGUACUGCUCCUCCUCUGGAUCUUCUCUCUCCUUCCUCUGGAAGAACAGCAGCUCUGAGCUUACAGCCAGUGACAGAGUUCAGAUCAACACAGCUGAUGGAGGAUCCACUCUGACUAUAAUCAAUGUGACCAGAUAUGAUGAAGGACCAUACAGCUGUCAUGUGUCCAAUCCUCUCAAUAAUGUCCUGAGUGAUCCAGUUAGCAUCUCUGUGAACUAUGGCCCAAAAAAUGUACAAUCAAACAUCUCUCCAUCAAAGGAACACUAUGAAGAAGGAUCAGACAUCACUCUGAGCUGCUCGGCUGAAUCUAAACCUUCUGCUGAGUUUAAAUGGUUUCUGAAUGAAGACCUGCUGCCUGGUUCUGGACCAGAACUCAGACUGAUGAAGGUUCAGACAAGUCAGAGUGGAGACUACAGCUGUCAGGCCUUYAACAACAAAACUCUGAGAUAUGAAACAUCUCAGCGUUUAUCUGUGUCGAUUCUUGCACGUAUAUCUAAUGUUGUGGUGCAAUCAAACACUCUGGACUUGGCUGAGUUUAAGAACUCUAUCAGUCUGUCCUGCUCCUCCUCUGGAUCGUCUCCUUCCUUCCUCUGGAUGAACAGCAGCUCUGAGCUUACAACCAGCGACAGAGUUCAGAUCACUGAUGGAGGAUCCACUCUGACUAUAAUCAAUGUGACCAGAUAUGAUCAGGGACCAUACAAAUGUCAGGUGUCCAAUUAUUUCAAUGAUGACGUCAGCGAUCCAGAGCUGCACUAUGCACAACUCAAGUUCUUAAAGAAACCAAAAGGAAGGAGCGUCCGGAGGGAAAUCGAAGAUACUAAAACAGAAUACGCUCAGAUCAAAGUGAACAAUGGACCUCCAGCUCCAUCCUCYGUCAUUAAUACUCAGGGGCUGGUUUCUACAGGAAGUAGCUUUCCUAACAACAGUAAUCUUAGAACAGUUCAGGUGCAGUUAGAAAAUACUGCAUCAAACUACAGUCAGAUUAGAGUAGACAAAAACCUUCCACCACUUCCUCCUGCUCGUGCUGCUGCUCCUCCUGGUCCUCCUGGUGGUCCUCCUCCUGCUCCCAGCUAUGAUGUCUACAUGCAGCAAGGGCAGAGACCCGCUCCUCGUCCUCCUGUUGCUCCACGACCUUCUGCUCAGAAGCUGGCCUAUGCAGACCAGAGGUUUCCUAUGAACCAAGCUGGAAGGAUGGGCUCAGUGGAGUUAAAAGAAACUGCGACAAACCACGGUCCAAUCAGAGAGAACAGCAGCAGACCUCCAGCCCCUCCUCCACCCACCUAUAAGGCCCAUAUGCAGAGAGAGAACAGACCACCUCCUCCUCCUCCUAAUUGUGCACCAGGACUGGGUGCUGCUGUGCAGAUCUCCUGGACUGGGAAGGUGACGGCCGGCUUUACUACCACCUUCACGUGCUCUUCUUCCUGUUUUCCAAACUGUACCUACACCUGGUACUUUAAAGGCAGAGAAAUAGAUGGGAAUACAUUAACCUGGACACCAGAUGGACAGGAGGAUACUGUAGAACUGCAGUGUUCUGUCCGCAAUCCCGAAASAGGAACCUCCAGCAGCACAGUCUCCAUUGUUGAAGUUAGCACUCAGAUGUCUGUACGAACCAAUCCACCGAACACUGUCCCAGCUCUUAACCAGUCGCUCAACCUAGUUUGCCAUGACUUGAACUCCAGUGACCCUAAAGGCCCGUCGGACCUGGUUUGGUACAAAGACGGACAGGACGUGACUCUGCGUGAAAACAUGCAGCUUCUACAAAACAACGUCACUCUUCACUUUGACUCACUGUUAGCCUCUGAUGCUGGUUUCUAUCACUGUGAAGCCUACCUGCCUACUUUACAAAUAAGAGUUCGCAGUUUGGGAUUUCAGCUUAGCCCAUCAGUGGACCCGAUGUCGUCUUUGUUGGCAGCUUGA